AUGGCGGGCGACCUCGGCAGCUCGGCUGCAACAGCCACGGCGCGCCCCACGCGACCGGCCAUGGCCGGUCGCUCCAGCAGCAUGGCCCACGUUCACCACCACGCCAACGGAGUACCCGGAGGCAAGGCCAAAGACGGAGCUGGAGCGCUUGGUCGCCCUCCCACGCGCAGCUACAGCCACAGUCAGCGGCACAGCCAGCAGCCUUCCCGCCGCUCGCAUCAUCGGCGCAGCCACAGCCACAGCGAAGGCGAGCCGACCAAGCACAGGCAGCCCGGGUGCAAGCAGCUGACCGGUGAAACGAUGGGUGGAUUAGCCACCGCGAGCUGCCUCCUCCCGUGCGCGGUGGUGGACUUCGCCUUCCUCGCCACGGUACGCGCGCCGGUGGCGCUGUGCCGCCGCGCGGUGCGAGGUAGCCGGCUCAGGCGCUCGGCCUCGGUGGGAGAGGCAGAAAUGGCGAAGCUCCGCGAGGAGGCGGACAGCGUGCUCAAGUUCGGCAGGACGGCGUCGGCGUGGCCGGCAAUGGCCCCAGCGGAGGAGGAAAAGGAGCUGGAGAAUCAGGUGUGGGCGAGUUUCCGCGACGCAGGCUUCGGGAGGACCUCGAAGCAUCUCGACAACGAUAUCAGUUGAUUGGAAGAGACGCGGCGGCCCAGGUCGUGCGGGUAAUGAAAGUUGUUUUUUCUAACGUUACUCAGUCUGUACCGAUAAUGGAUCCACCACUCAUUGUAACGUCAAGAUUCAUUUCAACUUUAUAGGUAUGCAUUGAAAAA
This is a messenger RNA of Aegilops tauschii subsp. strangulata, 767 nucleotides long. RefSeq lists its product as uncharacterized. The record is from RefSeq and is a predicted model, not a curated record. Lineage: Eukaryota; Viridiplantae; Streptophyta; Magnoliopsida; Poales; Poaceae.